Molecule: messenger RNA, 606 nt
Organism: Sparassis crispa
Lineage: Eukaryota; Fungi; Basidiomycota; Agaricomycetes; Polyporales; Sparassidaceae
Exons: 4
Coding region: 1-606 (201 amino acids)
Source: RefSeq, a predicted model, not a curated record
AUGGGCCGUUGGACCCAGUACGACGAAGACGACUACCGCUUGCCUGAGGGCAUGAAACGGGUAGGCUACGACGCUGACUCUGGGAAAUACUACUUUCGUGACCAGGAUGGCACGCUCUGGGAGGGCGCAGAAGGCGCAGAGUAUGGGGAAAUGAAGAGGGUCUCAAACGCACCAAUCGCAAUAGCGGCUCCCAGCGGAAGUGAGGACGACGAAAACGACCUCGAAGCUGCGCCGGGACGCGGAGACGGGUACCUACCGCUGUCCACGAGUCCAGAUCAAGCCGCAUCAGCUGGGCAAGGCCUCAAUACAAGUGCCUAUCGGAUGCUAUUCCCCUUUAUUCUUCUUGUGGCAGUUGUGCUGCUCUUGGUUAUCCGCCUAGUUCAUUCGCCAUCGGCUCCUGAACCUGAUCCCCCAGAGGUGAAGCUCUGCCCCGGCAGCAGCGAUGCGUUCCGCGUUCGGGCGGGCGACACAUGUUGGGGACUGUCGCAGGCGAGGGGCGUCUCCGUCGACAAACUGUUGGAGGAAAAUCCCGGACUGGACUGUGACAAGCUGAUGCCAGGGCAGACGAUAUGCUUGCCUGACAAUGUACCGUCUUCUGCGAGCUAG